AUGGAUUCAUCCGACUGCCCCUUCAGCAAUCUUGAUGUCUGGUGCGAUUGGUCUGGCGAUCCAACCGAAGCCGUCCAGGUCUGCAUGUCAGUCGAGGUCUGGUGUACACCGAACUCCCAGAUAACUCUGCUGGACACCUCCCAUCCAUGCAUCGUCCAGAUCGUUGAUUCCUCACUCAAUCCGGUGGUGAAAUUCAAGAACCUGGUUAAUGUCAAUCUGCUCCGCCAGGAGACGGGCCCAUACACGAGCUCGAGUGCAAGCACACACGAGUCCCUAGCGUCAGACGACCAGUCCCAGGCACCAGUGACGCCCAAGAAGCAAGCAGACCCAGCGACCUCGGACCCGAACACACCUCAUGCAACAUUGCACCCCGGGCACCCGAACCUGCAAGUCGACACGCAUACACCCUCGGACUCGGGCAGUGUCCUCCGAGCUGGACAUACCCUCGAUGGAUCACCCGGUGAUAGCCUCGAUGCGUUCUACGCCAGUUUCUACCGGGACAGCUCUUCCUCCGAGUUUCUCAGUGAAGUCGGACAAUCGCCCACGAACCCGCGCAAGAGAACUGCAAAGGCUGCCUCACUGCCGGACUCGGUGACUGACUCGGAGAGAUCAUACGGAGGUGCGAAACUCAAGAGUAAAGGUCGGAUUCUUGCGAAGGGUAGACAAUCGCCAGUGUCUACGCCUUCGACUUCGUCUUCCUCUAACCAUUCACGUACGCGAAGCUUGAUCCCUCGGCCUGUGAGCGUGACCAACCAUGUGCGCCCAGACCCUACCAAGUUUCCAUUGCCGACGGAUUCGGUGCCCGUGUUGGAUGUGGAGUUUCGACGGUUUGAGAAUGGCGUGUCGCCCGUGGAGAAAAAGAGUCGGGUCAAUCAUCAUCAGAGCGAGAGCGAGAGCGUUGCAGAGACAUUUUCCGGAGACACCUUGACACCUCUGGCAAGUCCUACCACUAGGACUAGUCUGAGUGUAAGCAACGGCGAUACUGGCAAAUCCUUGCAAGAAGGGCAAGACGUGGAGAAGCGUUCAACCGUGGCAUCAGCUGGUAGCCCAUGUGAUAUGACCCUGAUGUCGGACUCUGUGGAUGCAUCUUUUGGGGGAAUUCCGAUCCGGGGGAUGUGCGUUGUGCAACCCCCAACUCCGCCGCGUUCCCUCGAUCGACCUCGUCUUGACCUUGUUGACCAGGUAUUUACAAUUCAGUGCUCCUCUGGCCUCCAGUCAGCAUGGUACAAGGCCUCUGUGGCGUUUGUUCUGCGUCUCCAGCCAGGUCGACCGCGUGGUUGGUAUGAACUGGUCGUUCCGGGUCUGCCUCGCCUAGGUGCGAAUGACCAUGGUUACGUGUACCUCCGCAUACCGGAUGGCCAGGGGUUGGAAUACCGUACCAUGCACUUCAAGAGAUACGAAGUUGUCGAGGGCUGUCUCAUCGCCCAGUUUCCACUGGUCCAGUCCAAACUGGUCAUCCCCAUUCGCCCUUGCGAUGCCCGCUUUUACGGGUUCCUGCGCGACUUUAAAGUCAAUCAGACCAUUCGCACGCAGGUGACGAAGGAUAAACAUGACUCGUCCUCAUGCAUUGUCGAGUAUACCGCUGUUUGCUCGUUGGACCUCAUUCAGCGCGACUUUUGGGCCGAGCAGUGCGGAUUCUACAUCUACAUACAUGGUGGACCCGACGGCGAAUUCGCUUGUCACUUGGAGACGCCAAAGACCAGUUUCCAAACUAUUCAGCUUGACUCGAGUCCCGCGGCUGAGAGUGGGAUCACUCAGCUUCAGGUUAUCUGCACACAGGCGAAUCUGGAGAUGUUUGCUGUUACGUGGGAGAUGCGUAUGCCCCGCGGAGAAGCUUUGAACUGGAUGCCGCGCAUCACGGCUCUUGCGGAGGGGUAUCAUGUUGAGGAGGAGUUGCAGAGUCGGUAUCUUGAUGCUGAAGAGGACGAGAAGGAGAUUGUGCGUGGCGAGGUCAAGUCAAGACUUGUUGCCCCGAAAAGACUGAAUAGGAAGAGAUGUCUCAUUCUUUCGCUCACGAGAGCGGUCUGCUGGUCGGUAUUUCUGUUUUUGCUUUUACAACCUGUGGUCUACUCUCUUGGUCUUUAUGAUCGUGCGGUGCGUGAGGACGCGGGUCGGGAAAUUCGGGAUAUUCUCUGUGCAAAGUUUCAGCUUUGUGUGGGGAAGACCUCGUUGGAGCAAGUGAAUCUUCAUCAUACAGGAGAGGCUCCCAUUGUUCCAGAGAUACCCGAGGUUAUGGAUCCCAUGGAGACUGCCGAGGAGAUUACAAGUCCUGUACUGGAAGAGAUUGAUCAGACACCGCAGCAGGAACUUGUCUACCCUACUCGUAUGUCACUGCGUGAUCGAGUUGAUUAUUUCCUUGGUUGGAAGGGUCCUCUUCUUCUUUCUGGAGUGUGA
Molecule: messenger RNA, 2394 nt
Organism: Penicillium daleae
Lineage: Eukaryota; Fungi; Ascomycota; Eurotiomycetes; Eurotiales; Aspergillaceae
Exons: 2
Coding region: 1-2394 (797 amino acids)
Source: RefSeq, a predicted model, not a curated record